AUACAUUCCUAAUUUGAAGACGUAACCCUAGAAGGGUAGAAUCAAGUACAGAAAAAUCUCGUCUUUUUUUCCGGUGAUUGAUUUCAUUUGACAAAGCAACAAAAUCAGCAUGGCGUGGAAAGGAGCACUCCGGCAAUUAGCUUCGAGCUCAGCGAAAUCCGCCGGAAGGAAUUCUUCAGGGCGGAUCACUAUUUUCCACAGAGGCGGCGGAGCGAAGCGGCUGCAGCGAACGAUAGAUCUGAAUCGAAGCACCGCCGCCAUGGGAAUUGUGGAGAGGAUCGAGUACGAUCCCAAUCGUUCUUCUCGAAUCGCUCUAGUGCGAUGGGAAGGUGGGAUCCACCACAAAAGGAAAGGCUUCAAAGAGGAACCGGAUUUUCCGGCGAGGCUCGAAUCCACCACCACCACCGCCACCAUCCGCGGCGGUCCGUUUGCCUUCUCUUCACUGCCCACCAACCGAUCGCCGCCUUCUGAUUGGUCAAAGAAAACUACCGUGAAAGACGUUUUAACCUCUGCAUUUUCCUCUCCAAAGGCUAAGGGAGAGUCAUUCGGUAAUUUCCCGAGGAUAGCGGUGGCGGGGGCGAAGGCCCCUUUCUUCGUUUUCCGGAAGAGAGAGGAAAUCAUGAGAGAGAAAGACAGAGGAGAAAACACCACCGGCACAUUCUCUCUUAGUGAGAUCCAAAAGUGGAGAUCAGAUAGCACUGUAUGGGCACAUAGGAUGAAGCGGCAAGCAGCGCUCUCUUGGCCGAGUUUUGUUAAACGGGAAGAGAUUUUAGCGAACCAAUCGAAGAAGAAGCCGAUUACAGAUAAAGCCUUACAGAGCAAACCCGAUCGGGCAAACGUCACUUAUAUAAUAGCCAGUCAUCAAAUGGAAGCGGGCAAGAUGGUGAUGAAUUGGUCUAAACCUUCUGAGUAGCCACUCAUUACAAGAACAAUCGAAUCCAAUUUGGUAGUAAUCUUAUUAUUCUACUUGGUUUAAUUCAAGUUUUGUGGGAAUGAUUAAUUGGAUUACGAUGUGUGUGAAUUCUGUUUUGUUUUCUUCGCACGGAAAUCUUAAAGAGGUUUAAUGUUUUUCUGUUAGACAUAAUUUUUGUUUCUUUUUUAUCUUGACAUAUGCGUGUUCGGUUGCGAUUCAGUAGAAUGUCCGAUUGGGCGAUUAUUUCUUAUGCAAAAGGGCUGCUUCCUGCUUAUUUUGCUGAUCGAUACACGCAUGCAUGGAUAUUGUAAGAAUUUCACAACGAAUCACGAGUUUGAGUCGUAUGAAUAAAGAACAUGUUCGUUGUAUAUGUAACCAUGUUCUUGAUGUUCUUUUAUGUGAAUCCUUCGCUCUAUUUUUUGUUUUUAAAUAUAUAAAAGGUUCUUG
This is a messenger RNA of Erythranthe guttata (spotted monkey flower), 1360 nucleotides long. Its product is annotated as Nucleic acid-binding, OB-fold-like protein. Gene Ontology annotation, cellular component: mitochondrial large ribosomal subunit; ribosome. Gene Ontology annotation, biological process: mitochondrial translation. The record is from RefSeq and is a predicted model, not a curated record. Lineage: Eukaryota; Viridiplantae; Streptophyta; Magnoliopsida; Lamiales; Phrymaceae. Gene Ontology annotation, molecular function: structural constituent of ribosome; RNA binding.